CUGGUCUAUCAGACGGAACCCCUUAUGUCAUUCUUGAAUUUGUCUAACUGUAAUACCUUCGGGUAUGAGAUAAUUUGUCUCUAAGGAAGAAUGUCAACAGAUAUUUUCAUCAUGGCAACAUUGACAAACAUAAUUUUCUAGUGUUUCAGAAAUAUUUGACUUCUUCGAAUGUUCAACCUUGGCCUUGGCGCCAAUACUUGUUCUUCUUCUACUUGCUCUUCUUCAUCUUACCCCACUUGUGAUAGUUAUAUUAUAAGGCCUCAGGCUGUCGCUUUAGAGUUUAGAUAUUUGAAUAUUCACCAAAAGUUUCAAUGUUUAUCUUGGAAGAACUCUUCUUAAUUCCAAGAUACAAGAAUAUGUCCACUUUUUAACUUGUCAGCAGAUGAACCAUCUUCUUUCUUUAUAGCAAAAAUAAAGAAAACAUUUGCUUUCUUUUAUAUGUUAUACAACAAUAUUUCUUACCUGCACCCUUUAAAUUAAUUCUAACCCCUUUAUGAUAAGUUUUUAGGGAUGAUGAAAUCAGCAAAUGACAAGGGGCGAGGAUACUCAGUCAAAGUUCUUGAUUCUUACCAAGAAACCUUCUUCUUGUUGGCUUGUUCUUAUUGUUGGCUCGAGGAAUCAUUCGUGAAGGUCAAUGAUAACUUGCUGGAUAUUAGGAAGGCGUUGUUCACAAGGCUUGCACUGAAAUACAGUUUUUCUUUUCCAACAAAAGCAUUGGGAUUUUGGAUGUUCAGAAAAAAGGUUUUGCUAUGCUGGAAUUAAUGGGUUCAAGAAGUCAUAUCUUCCUCCUGAUUUUUGUAUCCCAAAUUCUGGCUAUACUGGGACAGACAAACAGCAAUGAUGCCACUGCUCUAUUUGCUAUCAAAUCUAGCUGGAAUAACUUGCCACCAAAUUGGGAGGGGUCAGAUCCUUGUGGUAGCAGCUGGGCAGGAAUAAUCUGCAACAAUUCGCGCAUAACCUCGAUAAAGUUAUCAGGCAUGGGCCUAGAAGGCAAUCAGUUCGGAGAUCUUUCAUCGUUAACUGCAUUGCAGAUUUUGGACCUCUCGAAUAAUGUUGGCUUGAAAGGAACUCUUCCACCAUCAAUUGGAAAUUUGAAGAAUUUGACAACCUUAAUCUUAGUUGGUUGCAGCUUCUUUGGCCCAAUUCCAGAAUCAAUUGGUUCUCUGCAGCAGCUGGUUUUUAUAUCUCUAACUUCUAACAGCUUCACUGGGCCAAUUCCACCAUCAAUUGGCAAUUUAUCUAAGUUGUCAUGGCUUGAUCUCAGUGACAAUAAAAUUAGUGGGACUAUCCCAAUCUCACGCGGUUCAGAACCUGGUUUGGAUUGGCUAGUCAAUACCAGACACCUUCACUUGUCAAAAAAUCAGCUCUCUGGCCCUAUCCAAUCUCGACUCUUCAGUCCAACCAUGAAGCUGAUACAUGUGAUUUUAGAUCACAACAAACUGAUAGGUGACAUUCCGGAGUCUCUGGGAAGUCUGCCAAAUUUAGAAAUUUUGCGACUGGACUGGAACUCUCUCAAUGGACCUGUACCUUCCAACCUCACAAUGUUACAAAGUCUCAACGAGCUGUACUUAUCCAAUAAUAAUCUCAAUGGAUCAAUUCCAGACCUUACAGGGAUGAACUUUCUAAGCUAUGUGGGCAUGAGCAAUAACAGUUUCAACGCAUCAGAUGUUCCAAAAUGGCUUACAAACCUCCCAUCAUUGAAAACAAUAUAUAUGGAGAACACAACACUGCAGGGACAAAUACCUGUUGAGUUAUUCAGCCUUCCUAACUUGGAGACUAUAGGAUUAGCCAACAACAAGCUCAAUGGAACAUUGGACAUUGGGACCGGAUAUGGGAACAAUUUAACACUUGAUUUACGAAAUAAUUCUAUCCAGAACUUCACCCAGAAAGCAGAAUACAAUAUGAAUAUAUCACUCACUGGCAACCCUAUUUGUGAUGGAACUGGAGCAACAGCCAGAUACUGUGCAGUUCAGAUUUCCAAUGAUUCCUUUUCAUCACCUCUGAGUUGUCCAGCAAUGUCCUGCAAUUCAGACAAAGCAUUAAGUCCUACAUGCAAAUGUUCAUAUCCAUACACUGGGACACUGCAUUUCUUUUCCCUGUCCUUCUCAAAUUUAGAGAACUCAAGCUACUUUACAACCCUUGCUGGCUCUAUGAUGUCUGCCUUUCUAUCCAAUGGACUGCCGGUGGAUUCAGUUUCUCUUAGUGAUCCAACAGUUGAUAUUUAUUCAUAUCUACAAAUUGAAGCACAAAUCUUUCCUUCAACACAGGACAGUUUCAAUCGAACAUCAACUUCUUCCAUUGGUUACCUGCUUAACCGGAAUCCUUUCCAACUCCAAUUUUUUGGACCCUUCUUCUUUACUUCUGAAGGUUACUGUUGCUUUGCAGACGGAAAGAAGAAGUCAUCACAUACUGGUAUCAUCAUUGGAGCAUCGGUUGGUGGUGCAGUGCUUGUUCUCUUAACACUCUGUGCUGGUCUUUAUGCUUUUCGCCAGAGAAAUAUAGCUAAAAGAGCUGGUCAUAGCAGUAACCCUUUUGAAUCUUGGGACCGUGAUAAGAGUGGUGCUGUGCCACAACUUAAAGGAGCAAGAUGGUUCUCAUUUGAAGAGAUGAGGAAGUGCACAAAUAAUUUUUCAGAAUCUAACUGCAUUGGAUCUGGGGGCUAUGGGAAGGUCUACAAAGCAACUCUUACUGCUGGGGAGGUAGUUGCAAUUAAAAGAGCACAACAUGGAUCAAUGCAGGGGGCUUUUGAGUUCAAAACAGAGAUUGAGCUACUGUCAAGGAUUCAUCACAAGAAUGUUGUAAACCUGGUUGGAUUUUGUUAUGAGCAAGGCGAACAAAUGCUGGUCUAUGAGUACAUUCCAAAGGGUACUCUAAGGGAAAGUCUCUCAGUCAAGCCAAAACUCCAGUUGGAGUGGACUAGGAGACUUAGGAUAGCCCUUGAUGCUGCGAGAGGUUUGGCAUACUUGCAUGAGCUUGCAGAUCCUCCCAUUAUACACAGGGAUGUUAAGUCAAAUAACAUCUUACUGGAUGACCAUUUAACCGCAAAAGUUGCUGAUUUUGGCCUAUCUAAACUUUUGAGAGACGACGACAAGGGACAUGUCACCACUCAAGUCAAAGGUACAUUGGGGUACUUGGAUCCUGAAUAUUACAUGAGCCAACAGUUGACUGAGAAAAGUGAUGUAUAUAGCUUUGGAGUAGUGUUGCUAGAGCUGAUAACUGCAAGAGCUCCAAUAGAACGAGGAAAACACAUCGUGAGACUGGUUGCAGAGACCAUAUUUGAUUCAAAAGAUAACAGCAAACUCUACCAAUUAACAGAUCCAAGAAUAGGUCCAGGUUCAAAACUCGAAGGCAUUGAUAGACUAUGUACAUUGGCAAUGAGAUGUGUUAAUGAAUCCGGGGCCGAGAGGCCCUCCAUGGGUGAGGCUGUGAAAGAAAUUGAGAGUAUCCUUGAACUGGCCAGCUUGAGCAAGUAUACUGAAGAAGACCUUACUUCAACUAGCUAUGGGGACACAACUCAAGUCAGUCUUGACGAUUUUUAUAAUGACAAGGCUUUUGAUUAUAGUGGUAAAUACACUUCUGGCGGAAUGAACAUCACUUAAUGAAGUUACUGUGGACUAUAACUGUGAUUUACAUUAGUUUGUAAUAUUGAGCAUAACUAUGAAUUACCUUUUGUUUGAUGUUUGGUACUAGUGAUUCUUCUGUUCUAAUACUAGCUAUACCUGAAGUCAGAAUUACUGAUGACUUCUUGAGAUUGAGUGAUCUUUGUAUCGAUAUUUGUUCUAUAA
Lycium ferocissimum is the source of this 3785-nucleotide messenger RNA. Its product is annotated as leucine-rich repeat receptor protein kinase HPCA1-like. Lineage: Eukaryota; Viridiplantae; Streptophyta; Magnoliopsida; Solanales; Solanaceae. Gene Ontology annotation, biological process: protein phosphorylation. The transcript is spliced from 20 exons. Gene Ontology annotation, molecular function: protein kinase activity; ATP binding; protein binding. The record is from RefSeq and is a predicted model, not a curated record. The coding region runs from base 750 to 3599 and encodes 949 amino acids.